Triplophysa rosa is the source of this 3046-nucleotide messenger RNA. Its product is annotated as protein Tob2. The record is from RefSeq and is a predicted model, not a curated record. Bases 463 to 1596 code for a protein of 377 amino acids. Gene Ontology annotation, molecular function: transcription corepressor activity. Gene Ontology annotation, biological process: regulation of gene expression. The transcript has 2 exons. NCBI's taxonomy places the organism in Eukaryota, Metazoa, Chordata, Actinopteri, Cypriniformes, Nemacheilidae. Gene Ontology annotation, cellular component: cytoplasm; nucleus.
GACUGUUUAACGGUGAAGUUUCCACGGGCGCGUGCACGCUCAGAAUAUGUCACGCCAUCAGUUUAACACAAAAUAAUAUCAAAAUGAAGAGCGCGUUUUAGUCGGACGCCACAGAUCUCAGUGAAUGUUUCUUCGUCGACGCGAGCGCUGCGAUGCUUAAAUGGCAUUAAACGGAUUAAUGGAAAUUACAGGCGCGUGAUGAGAACGCAAGGUUGACUCAGGAGUUUGAAGAAACUGGAUCUUGGAGAGCCAUUUACACGCUGCAAGCAUUCAUGGGGUCAAGAUUCAUUUUUUUAACAUCAAAUGGUCGCUGAGUUUUAAAAAAAUAUAUUUUUUGAUCAAUGCACCAAAAUCGGAGGCCCUUUUAAAGUAAACCCCAAGGCUGAGACUCAAGACUUUCGCAAGGAAAUGUUGAGACUGCCAUAAGGUGUUUCACAGAAACUUCAAUUAUCGUACACAGUCAUGCAUCUGGAGGUGAAGGUCGCCUUGAACUUCAUCGUGUCCUACUUGUACAAUAAGCUCCCGCGCCGGAGGGCGGAUCUGUUUGGCGACGAGUUGGAGCGAAUCCUCGUGUCCCGUUUCGAAGGGCACUGGUACCCCGAAGCUCCUUUACGCGGCUCUGCCUUCCGCUGUCUUCACCUGGGUGUCCCGUCUGACCCGCUGGUGGAACUCGCGGCCAAGAGGAGCGGUCUGGACACGCAGGAAGUCCACGCUAACGUUCCCCCCGAGCUGAGCAUUUGGAUCGACCCGUACGAAGUGUCCUACCAGAUUGGAGAGAAGGGUGUCGUGAAUGUUCUCUACAUGGAGGAUCCACCAGGUGUGGGGGGUCAAAGUUCGGAUGGGAGUGUACUUAAAAGUGAAGUGGAGUUGGAGGAAGUAAAAAGUCUGGGCUUUAACCCAGAGGCUCAGGUGUUUGUGCCCAUCGGAGGCCGAACAUCGCCCGGCUUGCUCCGGUCUCUUUCUAGCUCGCCGACUCCCCUCUCUACCUCGUCCUGCCCGGGGCUGUUCGGUUACACCGCCCCCAGCACCCCCACCAACCCCAGUGCCCAUUCUUCCAACACGUCCACCCCAUCUCCACCCAUCGCAGGCCUCGUGUACCCACACUCCGCCCCUCAGCCCAUCACCUUCACCACCGCCAGCUUCGCCGCAACCAAAUUCGGCUCCACGAAGAUGAGGAAGAGCGGAAACUGCGGAACGCCCGGCGUGCUCCAGACGCAGAGGGUGACGACGCACUCGCCCGGCACCGUUUCUCCCCCGGGGCUGAUGAAGCACAGACCUCUCUCGCUCUCCAUGCGCUCCCUGACGCCUCCCGUCUCCAGCCAACUGUCCCCCAAUGCCAAAGAGUUUGUGUUUCCGGCGUCUCCGAGACCGCUCUACUUUGAUGCAGAAGCUCCGCCCAUGGCUUCGUUCCACGCUCUGCCCCCUCACGUCUCCUUCGACCCGUUCUCCAGCCCGCCGCCGGGUCAGGCCUUGGGAAUCAUCGGUGCCAAUGGUGGAAUUUCCUUCAUGGAUAAAGCUCCAUUUGUGGAGGGGCUUGGUGGAUACAACCUGCAGUAUUCAGGUCAGGCGUUCCAGCCCGUGGUGUUGGCCAACUGAGACCGUCCCAGAGUUUCCAAUGCUGAAAUAUUUCCCAUCAAUCAUUGUUACACUACCAACAGAAACAAAAGUAUUAUGACUUAAGUGUUAAUUGUGAUUGUUACUUUUUUCCCAUUUGCUAUUAGUUUCAUGUUGACCAGCACACAUUUCUUUGUGUUCGUUGUUUUCCGUAUUCAAUCACGUGAUUGUCGGGGUCUUUAUUGGCCAAAUGUUUGUGUCCGUGAUCUACUUAGUCUACAGACGCUCAUUAUUUUAGUGUUGAUUCAGGAAGCUUAUAAUCUUUUGAAAGAAUGCUAGAUGCUAAUUUGGGAUUUUGGAAAGAUGCUAAAGAUGAUUCUGGAAUGUCCGCUCGCACCUCAGUGGUCGUAUUUAAAGGGAUUUUAUGAUCCGUUCACUGUGCCAGCGUAUGUCUCGCGGUCCUGAGCUCACGUAUUGUGUGUUUGUGUGCUGUUCAGUUGAGAUUUAAAUGCACUUUAUAUUUAUAGACCGCCUACAGUUUAAAUACAUGAGAUCGAUUCUGCAGAAACCAGCCAGCUGUUAAUGCAGAUAUUUCUCGAAGGCUGUUUUUAGUGCACUCGAUGGUUUUCCGCAUCAUGUUUGACCUUCAGAGGUUGGAGGACAUGAGUGUUUGUGUCUCUUACACGUACAGCUUGUGUGAAGGUGAAGAGAUGCAGGCGUCCAGGCAGAGACUCAAUGUGACUUUAGAGAGGUGGGACAUGAGGGACAGUGAUGUUACGGCACUCGUUUUGUAUUAUUGCGUUGUUUUGGGGUGUUUUUGUAUAUAAUUCCGAGUUUGUCGACAUUGAUACAGAAGAGAUUUUAUAUGGAUGUUUGCACACUGUUGUAUUUGUUUUUCACAGUUUCAGGACUAUGAAUGUGACCUCAUUUUGACUGUUUUGUCAGGUGGUUGUAGAGGCUCUUCAGGGCACGGAGAUGAUGGCUGGCUUUCUGUAAGACAUCAGUCAUGUGCAGUCGUGCCACACUUUACCAACACCGGCCUUUCAAAACACCUCGCUAAAAAACACAAGACGCUAGAUGCUGAAGGUCUUUAAAUCACCCUUUAAUGGCCGUGUGUGUGUGAACAUAAGAUCAUGUGCUGUAGUUUAAAGAUUGUCAUGAGACCGUAUGUGAUGUCCAACAUUGAACUGUGAACGUCGUUAUCUUUGUUUCAUUUCGGGUAGGUGGGAUUCAGAUUUCUCGAUCUGGUGUAUUUUUACAUUUCUUUGUAAUUUAUUUACGAGUUUUCUAUAUUUUCCUGUGUGUUUUUUCAGAAGCGCAUUUGUAAAACAAAUGAAGAGAUAUAUACUAUAAUGACACGAAUCUGUAUAUAUUUCUUAUGUUUGAGAUCUUUUCUUUAGUUUCUUACGUGCUGAAGUUAUUUUUUCAGAGAUAACUCUAUGAAUAUAAAUAUAUAUGCAAGAUGAAAUGAUUAAUAAAAUGUUUAACAGUG